Coccidioides immitis RS is the source of this 1869-nucleotide messenger RNA. Its product is annotated as phenylalanyl-tRNA synthetase. Gene Ontology annotation, cellular component: cytoplasm; mitochondrion. Gene Ontology annotation, biological process: phenylalanyl-tRNA aminoacylation. The record is from RefSeq and is a predicted model, not a curated record. NCBI's taxonomy places the organism in Eukaryota, Fungi, Ascomycota, Eurotiomycetes, Onygenales, Onygenaceae. The transcript is spliced from 2 exons. The coding region runs from base 168 to 1685 and encodes 505 amino acids. Gene Ontology annotation, molecular function: tRNA binding; ATP binding; phenylalanine-tRNA ligase activity.
AGUACUCCGUAGGAGCUGUCAGUAUCAACGAGUGAUGAAACUUGGCGAGGUCAGACCUGGCGACCUAGCGACGUGUAUACCCUCGGGCUUGGGUAACCCACAAUCUUUGGGCCAGGGCAAUUAGCAACCUGGAACGAAUUGUGGCGGGCGAGCUGUCGCUGCGAAACAUGCGGUUAAUCGCCACUGGGAGAGCGCUCCGAGUGAGCUACGAACGACCCGCCGUCGCAAUUGCUCGCCGUCCAUGGUGUGGCCAGUUCUUCCCCCGGGCCUGGCAAGUUUCACGGAGUACCAGUAGCUCUACAACAGCUCCACAAUCCUCUGCAAAUGCCCCGGACGCGCUGAAAAAUGUUUUUCAGCGAUCAGCAGAGCAAGCCCGACAGGCAUCUACCCUUCCGGUCGCCGACAAAACAUAUGCUCGAGACGAAUGGACCAAUACCUCGCAAACCAUCCUCUCCCACGUCGGACGUCGCCUCUACCUUGACGAAAACCACCCUCUCUCGAUCACGCGCAAGCUCAUAGAGAGCCAGUUUACCGGCCCUGAGUUUGGGAAUUAUGUUGAAAAGAAUCCUAUCGUUUCCGUCGCACAGAAUUUUGAUGACUUAGGCUUCCCAGCCGACCACCCCGGUCGUAGCCGAACGGAUACGUAUUAUAUCAACAAAGAUACAGUCUUACGAACACAUACCAGUGCCCAUCAGCGUGCAUAUUUUCAGCAGAUGCACAGAAAUGAGAAUAUUAAGCCGGAAGAAAAAGGAUACACAAUAGUUGCUGACGUCUACCGUCGUGAUGCGAUUGAUAGAAGCCAUUAUCCUGUCUUCCAUCAGAUGGAAUGUGCAAGGCUCUGGAAGCGCCCAGUCACAGCGGCUGCCAUUAUGGAGGAUUUGAACAAACUCGCACGCCACGACGUUCCCGUCCAGGAUCCCAGCCCAACUGUCCAUCCCGAGAGAAACCCUUUGCAGGACAAGCACCAUACGCUCGAAGUGGCCGACGCCAUUGUUGCUCAUCUGAAGCGUUCACUCGAACUCCUUGUCAUCAAGAUUUUCUCUGCUGCUAAAGAGGCGGCUGGCGACGACGCGAAACAGGAGCCUCUCAAAAUGCGAUGGGUCGAAGCCUCUUUCCCAUUCACAAGCCCUAGUUACGAGCUAGAGGUAUUUUGGCAGGGCGAGUGGCUAGAGAUCCUUGGUUCCGGGGUUGUCAAACAGGAACUGCUCAUCUCAUCGGCCGUCCCGGAGCAUAUUGGAUGGGCCUUUGGUUUGGGAUUGGAGCGGAUCGCCAUGCUCUUGUUUAACAUUCCCGAUAUCCGUCUAUUCUGGUCUCAAGAUCCUCGAUUCCUGUCUCAAUUUGAAGCUGGCAAAAUUAGUCGAUUCAUGCCCUUUUCUAAGCAUCCUGCUUGCUACAAAGACGUUGCAUUCUGGCUUAGACCUUCUAGCGCGGCAAGUGCUGCGGGAGGUUCCGUGCCGUUCCAUGAAAAUGAUAUCAUGGAAAUCGUUAGAGAUGUUGCUGGAAGUCUAGUUGAAGAUGUUAGACUGGUGGAUGAGUUUACCCAUCCGAAAACUGGGCGCAAAAGUUUAUGUUACCGCAUCAAUUACCGGAGUUUGGAGAGGACACUGACCAACGAAGAGACCAACCUUUUGCAUGAAAAAGUGAGAGAGAAACUGGUGGACAAAGUUGGUGUCGAGUUGAGAUGAAAGCUAUUCAGCUUGCGAAUGUUUGGUGCUAUGACCCCGUUUCCACUCUACGCAAAAACAUAGACUUGGUUUGGCAACCUAUACUUAGCUUCUUCUUACUUAGAAUCAAGGCUGGAAUGCAUGGACUAGACAAAAGUCAGAACUAUGCAGUAUAUCGUGUAUUAUCAGCCGAUUUUUCUUUUUC